AUGAAGUACUCCUGUGCGCUGCUCCUUCUGGCCAUCGUGGGAUGCUGCCUGGUGAGCCUGUCGAGUGCCGCCACAGGCACAACCACCAGCACCACGACGGAUGCCACCACCACCACUACUACCACUACGGCAUCGUCCUCGGACACCACCACUACCGAGUCAUCGAACUCCACCACUACUACCACCUCCUCCUCGUCCUCCGGCAAAAAGAAGCACGUGACCCACUACAAGCGCAAAACCCACCGCCCCAAGAAGGUCAGGAAGAUCCACCACAAGAGGGAGAGCAGCGAUUAA
This is a messenger RNA of Drosophila biarmipes, 294 nucleotides long. RefSeq names its product protein new-glue 1-like. Bases 1 to 294 code for a protein of 97 amino acids. The record is from RefSeq and is a predicted model, not a curated record. The transcript has a single exon. NCBI's taxonomy places the organism in Eukaryota, Metazoa, Arthropoda, Insecta, Diptera, Drosophilidae.